Dicentrarchus labrax (European seabass) is the source of this 8068-nucleotide messenger RNA. RefSeq names its product kinase non-catalytic C-lobe domain-containing protein 1. NCBI's taxonomy places the organism in Eukaryota, Metazoa, Chordata, Actinopteri, Moronidae. Gene Ontology annotation, biological process: small GTPase-mediated signal transduction. The record is from RefSeq and is a predicted model, not a curated record. Gene Ontology annotation, molecular function: guanyl-nucleotide exchange factor activity. Bases 385 to 5817 code for a protein of 1810 amino acids. The transcript has 31 exons.
UCCGCGGGGAGGGGGGGAGGAGGGGAGGACUCACACAACUGCGGCUCAUGAUCGCCUUCCGUGUGUCGCCUGUUUCUGUGGAGGUGUAGUAGUCAUGACAGCCUCAAACACUGGCCAGCAACCCCCACCACCACCACCUCCUCCUCCUCCUCCUCCUCCCUCGACCAGCUGGAGACGGUCGAUUGCGGCGCAUUGCUGUGCUUUCCCUGUUUUCUCCGGCGUUGUUUUUGGACCGGGGUGUCCCGCAGUGACCAUCGACUGGCUGCUGGACUGCAGCAAGUAGUCGACCUACCCCCACAGAGAGCUCGGGCAUGUCAUCUGUCUCGAACAGUGUGAUUUGGGCCGAUAUUCGCUUGACCACUUGAGGGAAUCAAAGUUGGUGCAAUGGAGACUUCGGGCAGCGAUGCAGCGGUCACUUACUUGGGCAGAUCGGAGGAGAGAGACGGGUUUUAUGAUGUGGAGCACCUGCCUCCACUGCUGGAAGAUGAGGAGAAUGUGUCUCUGGCAGACAUCCUCUCUCUGCGGGACAGCUGUCUGUCGGAGGAGGAGGUGUGGGCUGUGUGUGCAGAGUGUGUUCUGGCGCUGCAGAGCAUCAGACCCUCCCACCUCUUCCACACCCUGUGUAUAACGCCAGACACUCUGGCCUUCAACGCCCAUGGGAAUGUUUGCUUCAUGGAGCAGCUCAGUGAUGAUCCAGAAGGCUCCUUUGUGCCUCCAGAGUUUGACAACACAGGCAGCACAUUUGAGGGCCAUGUUUACUCGCUGGGCUCUACGCUUUCUGCCGCACUGAACUUUGUCAUUGAGCCAGAGCUGGAGGCAGAGCUGGGAGAAGAAAUCCAGAGGCUGCUGGAGCAGAUGCAGGAGGAGAAGCCUGAGGACAGGCCGCUCCUGCAGGACAUCCUCUCUCUGGCUGAAGCACGGCUGUCUCAUACCUCCUCUGCCGCUGUGUGCCGGAAGCUGUCUUCUAUUGGCCGACGGGUGCUGUCCAUCGAAUCAGUUUCAACCUUUCAAGAUGGCCAGGAAGGCUCCUGGGAGGCAAGAUGGCAGCAUCCCAAACCCAGAUGUCUGCUUAAAAGACUGAGCUCGGAUGAUAAUAGCAAAGAGCUGUCUGUUGACAGUUCUGUUAAAGCAAAUGGUCUGUCCAGGCAGCAGGUGUGUGGGGGCUGGGAUUCCUCCCUCUGGGCGGAGGAUUUUGACAGCAGUGAAGGAGAUGGCAUGAUCUUGGCAGAUGACUUGGAUUGCAGGUCCCACAACAGCUCCCCAGUGAGGAGGAGGGCCCAGCAGAGGGUGAACAGGGUGAGGGGGGCUCUUAACCGCUCCUGCUCUGUCCCAGACUCCAACAACCCCCCUUGCCUUUCCCCUCCAACUCACGGAGAUAUCAGCAUACCUGUGUCCGACCUCACAGAGAUAGGAGCGGAUGAACACUUGAGCUGCAAGUCUGUGUGGAGUAACAGACUACAGAGACUCAAUCGGGGCAAGUCCUGUGAGUCCUACCCACACAGUAGCACUGAGGACUGUGUGAACUCAGUUGUGGACUGCCAAAUGUCGCAAGUAAAUGAAGAUGCUUCAGAGACAUUAUGCAGUGGAGAAACUCAGACUCAAGGAGUGCAUGAAUGUGAGUCUAAUAACUGCACCCAGGAUUCAGCAUCUUCCUGUACCUCCUGUCAGGAGCUGGAAAUGGAACAGGACUCUUCUUGGGACCAGAGUUCGUUAAACCACAGCCUCUACAUUCCUAAUAACCACAUGACCAAAAGCAUGCUGUGCCUCAACGAAGAAUCUCAGGAUGAGUGGAUCUCGCUCAGAGAGUUGCUUGCUCGGUGUGGACGGAGGCUGACAGUUAAUGAGCUGUGGGCUCUGUGUUACACCUGCCUGUCCUCACUGCAGACCUACAUUGACUUUCCAGCUUAUUUAUGCCUGGACACAGUGCACGUGGGCUGUGAGGGAGAAGUACUUUUCUUGAAACCUAAAAACAUAGGAUCCAGAGAUGAAUUUUAUCUUGCUCCUGAAUACCAAGAACAUGGAAUUGUGACAGAGAAGGUUUGUGUGUAUGGGGUUGCUGCUAUUCUCUGGGCUACAGCCAAGUUCAGUUUAUCACCUAAUCAAAAACUGGCAAUGCCUCGCAAACUGAAGAGACUGCUACUGGAGAUGGCAAAGAGGACACCCAUUGAGAGGCCUACCAUCGUCAUGGCUAUAAAAAGCUGUCGUGACUACUUAUCAUGUCAAGGGACAAAUGCUGAGACUGUUUGGAACAACCUCGUCAGCAGAGUUCACCCGCCAGUGUCCAGUGAUGCAGAUGAUUUGAGUGCAACUGAAACUCAUCAAAGCUCAUGUGAAGAAUCUGCACAAAACAUCAGCGGCUUUGUGCCCAUGGCCACUGAGAGCCGACUGGCUCCUGUGCCUGGCCCUGUUCCCCACAGCUAUCCAGUCGACCAGGAACUCCAACUCCCAGAGGCCUUCACUUCCACUGCCACACACUUCACCCCCAUCAUCCUGACCAAUGAAGGGGACUCAGAGGAGGAGAGCCAACACCUUGGAGCUGCCAUUGAAGGGACUAUGGAUGGAUCAACAAAAAGCAGUGAACACAUCGAGGAAAGGGACCUCGAUUUCGCUUUGCACUCUGAGUCCCUAUAUACUGCACAGACUGAACCCAAUCUACAUACACAGGAGUUGCCUGUUAAUGAGGCUGUGGUAACUACAACUUCCAGCGACAAGAUGCUGGUCAACUCUGCUUCUACUCUCCCUGAUAUUUCCUGUCUUGAAGUGUCUCUUCCUCCGCUAUUAUCUGCUAACCUCAAUGGUUGUGGUGUUUUCAACAAUUACCUCUUCCGUCAGGAUCCCACAACAGGACAUCUUUCCUUAGUGCCUGUGCAGGUUAGGGCUCCAGAGUCUCUCCUCGGGUUGGAUAUAAAUCUCUCCCUGGUGCCACAGCCUUUACAGGGACUAAUCGCAGUUCCAGAGAACACUGAUGCUCCAUUUAUAAACUGUCUGAAUGUGCCUGUGAAGCCUGAACCCCAGGAUUAUGGCCCAUCAUCAUAUUUCAAAGGCAGCGCCAUCUUUUCUGACAGCCCCCUGGAGCACAGUGUUCCCAGAGCUUACAAUGGACAAACAGAUCCAGGAACACAAGGUGAGAACCAGUCUUCUUCCGAGUCCAUCUCUCCUAAAGUCCACCCUGCACUACAGGAGGUGAUUGACCUGCUCAAGGGAGAGUUUUCACUUGAUGGGUAUUUGGACAAUGGACAUGAGGAGCUCGCCAUGGGGGAGUACAUCUUCUCUUUGAAGGACCUCCAGUACCACAAGUUUGCCAGUGUUGUGAAGGAGAGGUUCAGGGACCUGUACUGGGAAGACGACUUGCUGGGUGUAUUGCACUGCCUGGUUAACUACAGCCCAUCCACACUUGGCUCUAAUGAGCAGCCUCCAUCAAAGGCUGUGAAAAGGGCAGCUCUUACCCAACCCUUGAUAGCCUCUGUCUGGGGAGGGAAGAGGGAAGUUUGCCUGCAUGAUUGUCUCGACCUGAAUGGAAACAUUCACACGUCCAGUCCUGCUGCUGUGGAUUCUUGGGAAGCAACCGAGGCCCAAUCCUGUCACAGAGAAAAUGAGGCUACGCUCGAAGAUUUUGAAUUAAGAACGGAGGAGAGUCAACACUGUAUCCAUCAAGGUGUGAGCACGGACGGUUUGGACACUGGGGUCAUGGAGGGAGGAGAUCAUUCAGCAGGGGGCAGCGAUGAAAGCCCCUCUGAAGCUGAGUUUCUGUCUGGGAGAGAGGAGGGCCUGACGGGUUCCUGCUACGAGCAGAUGAGCCCGGACUGCUCGGAGGACAUGGAGGACAGUGAUUCUCUGGCAUCAGAGCGACUCCUCUCGCCUGGAUUCAGAGCAGAGGGACGGGGCCUCAGCUUCAGCCCAGCCUGGGCCUUAGCCUUCUUUGGAGAGGAUUGUUUUAGUCCAGAGGUGAUCCAGUAUGCAGUGAAUCUGGGGCAGCACACAGGCUCACCGUGUCUGGAUGUGAAAACACAGGAACUGCAGCAGCAGCUGAUAAUUGAAACAAGGAAUCUGAAGAAAACGAGAAAUUUCUACCAGAAGCUGAUUCAACAAGAGCGAAAAAACAAAGGUUCUGAGAGCAAACUGAUGCUGUCCAAACUCAAGUCCCAGUUUGAAGAACUCAGGUCCAAAGUGGUCUUCUUGGAUUGUGUGAAGAAAUACCUUGAGAUUCUAAGUGUGGACCAGUGGGGUUUGGAGGUUUCAUUACUCCCUACUUUGGCUGUCUGUGGACCCGACUCUUUGGACCUCCAGUCCUCCGAGGACCCGUCUGUUCUGAGCUUUGGUACCAGCAAAGGGAAGAGCACUCUGCAAGCUGGAUCUCCUCUGGGUUUCAUGGCUUACCUCUACGCCAGAAAUGCUGCUUUGGAGGGCUUCAUCCAGCAGUUCCUGUAUACCUACCGUUUCUUCUGCACUCCUGAGCAGUUACUGCACUUCUUAAUGGAUAGAUUCAUCAGUGCUGCAAGACAAGGGCCAGACAUGUCAGGAGACAGCGAAAAGAUCUUCCAUCGCAGUUUGGACGUGCUCCAGUUCUGGAUAACAGACUGUAGACAGGUGGACUUCACACCUAAGUCCAGCCUCGUGGAUACAGUAGAAAACUUCCUUAAUACUGAGGUGAUUCCUGUGGACAGCCGAGGGGAAGCCCUUCUUUCUGCUCUCCACAGCCCCCCAUGUACGAGUUGGAGCCAAGGAAGAUGGAGCCUGAUCAGCUUUGAGGAAGAAGAUGAUUCUUCGUGUGUGCAUUCAUCUACUGAGGAUCUUGGGAGAAAGUGGAGAUUCUCAAGAGUAGUGGAGCCUUCUGCAUCCCUGCCUAAAGAGAAGGCCUUCUCCAUUGCUGCGGCCCUGCCUGUGCCUUGCUACGGCUCCAUGGUGGAUGACCUCUCCAACGUCUGCCUGCACAGUGAAGAGCGACUCCCUUUCAGCCAGAAUGAAUACAGCGCACAGCACAUAGCCCAGCAGCUCACCCUCCUGCAGCAGGAAAUGUUUCAAGGAUGUCAUCCAGUUCAUUUCCUUAAAUCCAGAAUACAAGCAGUCAGGGACAAAGUCUUGACCCCAAACAAGAAUGUGUCUCAGCACACCCCGCCAGCAGAGGGCAGCAGCCUGCUUGUUUGUGACGGGACGCAGUCAGACAGCUACCUCCAGCAGCUGCUCAUGUAUGCUGACAGUGUCACUAACUGGAUCUCUGCUGAAAUAGUCAUCUGUGACUCCGUCAAGACACAAGUUGCUUUGCUGACCAAGUAUCUGUGGAUAGGGAAACACUGCUACGAAUCGAGGAACUUUGCCACAGCCAUGCAGGUCCUUGGAGGUCUGGAGAAUGUGAUUGUCAGGCAAUUACCGGCUUGGAAACAUCUGUCUUCCAAGGUGUGUGAAAUCCUGGAGGAGCUACGAGCCGUGCAGGUGUUUCUGAAGAGUGACGACCUGUGUCUGAUGGGGGGAGAACACACGAGGAGGAGGCCCACCCUGCCCUCAGUGCACAUCCUGGCCAUGCACGUCCAGCAGCUGGAGAUCGGAGCCUUCACACUCACUACUGGAGCUUACAAGUGGCCCAAGCUCAGGAGCAUAGCAAAGGUUGUGAGUCAGAUCCACGCCUUCCAGGAGGCUGUGUACCCCCACAGCCCGGACCGGGAGCUGCAGGCCUACCUUCGGCGCCGUAUCGCCCGGCUCGCCACCUCUGACAUCCACCUCUUGGCCGCCGACAACGAUGCCAACUUCCAGCAGUCCAGCGAGCGACAAACACGGAGGAUCCAAGACACGCUGAGGAGGGUUAAAGCCACUUUCCAGUGAGCCCUGACCCAGUCACAUCUCACAACCCAGAGCGAGACGACACAACCAGGUCAACACCCCAUGUCCAAGCCCAGACUGAGAGUCCAUGCUUAAGCCACAACCCACAGAUGCCUGUGCUGUCCUGGCAACAGAGAAGUGUAGACUGGGAAACGUUUUGUGCUGUUAUAUGUUCACUAUUUGUCAAAGGCCCCUUACAUUAAGUCAAUAAUAUCAGUUUAGACUCCCGGACAAACUUUAUUUGUAACUCACGCCUUUAAUAUUACACAGGUUCUGCUGUCGAGCACAUGUAGUUUCUGUUUGAUUUUGAUAAUAGCAUUUUUCUUCCACACAGAGAAGUAUGUUUGUAAUUUGCAAUGAUUCUUCCUGCGCUCAUAUGCUGACAUGUCUUUAAUCAUCAUUUGUGAAUUUACCCUGUAAUUUAGCUGUUAAGGCCUCUAUAUAAUCAUACAUGGACUGAAGGCUGGAUUACCAACAUAGCAAAGUGGGAAACUGUGCGUGAUAAUAUGAUCAAUUGUAACUUUUUGGGGGAAUAUGCACCACUAAAGCACGAUAGCGACUAACGUGCUGAGGGCCUUUAGGUGGAAUGCUACUUUUUUAGCCAUGCUGCAUGGCUGUUGAAGUGUCGGUCGACAUCGAUAUUUUGUUCAAAUAUUCAUGGUCAGCAGAAGACCUAUUGACUUUGAUGACCUCUUGACUUCCCCUUUAUGUUUCUCACAUUCAUGGUUUUGUGGUUUUGGAUGGAUUGCCAUGAAAUGUGAUAUUUAGGUUAUCACGUUCCACACAGGAUAAAUUUGAACAACUCUGUUACUUUGGUUUCUGACCAAAUAUCUGCACAACGAAUAAUGUGUUUACUGCUAAUUCACAAAUGUUAGUAUGCUAACAUGUAGGGAUGUAACAAUACACUCAACUUCGAUAGAAUUCACAAUACUGGUUUCACGAUGUGACUUUCUCAGAAUUUUUUUUAACAAAAUGAGAUUGAAUAAAAAUUCUGACUGAAAAAGAUUCCUUUAUUUCUCAGACAAAAACCUGCUUAAUAUAUUUUCUUUAUCAAAUUAUAGAAUCCUUUCUUGUGUUUGUGAGGUAGGGUAGAAACUGUGCAAAACAAUUUCCUUUGUUAAAAGUGAAACUGAUGUUUUUGCGCCUUGAUACAGCUACUGACAAGAGUGCCGCAGGACUUCAAACAAGCAAACUCAAAAUUAGAUAGUGAAAGCGAGGACACAUUUGGUCCAUGAACUCUGCCUGGAUGGUGCCUGAUCCACUGAUAUUUUAAGCUGACUCUGGAGUUCUCUUUGGAUUCUGUUUCAACUUCUUCACCGCAGGUCACUGCAUGCAUUAUUGUUGUUUUUUCAGCAUGCCCUGUGGCCCCCACUGCCACAGUGCAUUCAAAAUGAAUGUGAGGAGGAAUGUUUUUGCUGCAGCGCCUGAUUUGGUCUAAAUCUGCCUUUUUAAUAUAUCCUCACAGAGCCGUUAGUGUGGUUGGAGUCUCUUAGAGCCGGUAAUGCUAGAAAAAGAAUCCCUAUGAUGUGUGUGAGUGCCUUGUUACAUAAUCUUGAGGCCCUGUCUUGAAGAAUGGUCUUGGGUCAAGAUCUACUUUAGACCUUCAUUAUUUCAGCUGAUACUGUGCUUAUAAGGUGCAUAUCCCUAGAUUAGAUUCAAUUCAAUCAUAUCACCACACAGCAAACCUGGGGACAUGUUUCAUUCCAGCACAGAAACUGCAGAGAAAAGGGAUGGAAUGGGGGGUAAAUUGGGGCCUAGCAGGUUAAUCCAGCCAUGUCAAACAUUUAGAUAACAUCUAUUUGAGGUUGCUGAAUCGUGUUGGACUUGUAGGAAACAAGAUAACUGUUUAUUGAUCAUAUAUUUUGCUUAAUCUACAACACGUAGUCUCUAUUUGUUUCACCAAAUGAGAUUCAUAUGACUAGAUUGAUAAAUUAAUAUCUAAUAUUAAUGCAAUUUAAACAGCACAAUGUGAAAUAAUUGCAUUUAUUCUCAAUAGUGUGUCGUGAAGGCCGAAAGCUAGACAAGCUUACUGUCAUGACAAUACCUUGCCAUUACACAGAAAAUGAUAGAACAUAAUGAGAUGUCAGUGUGCAAAAUGUUAUUUGAGGAAUGAUGUUUAGUCAGUGUCUAUUUUUCUAUUGUGCUGCCCGCUCUCUCUCUUCUAUGGGAUUCGGCCGUGAAACACACCGUGGAGAUGGAAUGUGACGUGCUCCGAAGAUUCGCUUAAUUUAGCCAAAUAAAUGAGAUUUUAUAA